Messenger RNA from Sesamum indicum (sesame), 6060 nucleotides. The record is from RefSeq and is a predicted model, not a curated record. NCBI's taxonomy places the organism in Eukaryota, Viridiplantae, Streptophyta, Magnoliopsida, Lamiales, Pedaliaceae.
UAAUUAGUAUAUCUUUAUGUGCAAGUCUUUUGGAUUUUUCAUAAAGGCUCCGGCUCCGACCGUCCUUGCUUCACCUCUUUUUCAGUGCGUGUGUGUGUGUGUGUGGGGAGACUCUGAAGAAAUUCUCUGAGAGUCUUUAAUGGAGAAGAAAAAAGAGAAAGAGAAAGAGAAAGAGAGGGAAAGUAUGAGGUCAUCAAGGAGACAGUUGAAGGCCAUGCUCCGCAAGAACUGGCUUCUCAAGAUUCGCCAUCCCUUUGUCACCUGCGCCGAGGUUUUGCUUCCAACUAUUGUUAUGUUGUUGCUUAUAGCCGUAAGGACAAGAGUUGAUACACAACUACACCCUCCACAGCCAUAUAUUAGAAAAGACAUGCUUGUGGAAGUGGGAAAGGGUGACAAGUCUGCACCUUUUGACCAAAUUUUGGAAUUAUUAUGUGCCAAGCGUGAGUAUUUAGCAUUUGCACCUGAUACAAGUCAGACAAGGAUGAUGAUUAAUGUGCUGUCUAUAAAAUUUCCUUUGCUGAAGAUGGCUGCAAAAGUUUACAAAGAUGAAGAAGAGCUUGAAACAUACAUGAAGUCAAAUCUUUAUGGUGCUUAUGAUAAAGUGAAGAAUUACACGAACCCGAAAAUCAAAGGGGCAAUUGUCUUUCAUAAUCAAGGCCCUCGGUUAUUUGACUAUAGCAUUCGCUUGAAUCACACAUGGGCUUUUUCAGGAUUCCCCAAUGUUAAAUCCAUCAUGGACACCAAUGGCCCUUAUCUCAAUGACCUGGAAUUAGGUGUGAACAUAAUACCGAUAUUCCAGUACAGCUUCAGUGGAUUUUUAACUCUUCAGCAAGUUAUGGAUUCAUUUAUUAUAUUUGCCGCACAACAAGUGACACACUCGGACACCAACGAGCUUCUAUCAUCAGUGGACUCAACUUCAUUGCAUACACAACUCAAGAUCCCCUGGAUGCAGUUUAGCCCUUCAAACAUAAGACUUGCCCCAUUUCCAACUCGUGAAUACACAGAUGAUGAAUUCCAGUCCAUUGUCAAGAGAGUCAUGGGAGUGCUUUACUUGCUGGGAUUUCUCUAUCCAAUCUCUCGACUGAUUAGUUAUUCUGUUUUUGAAAAGGAGCAGAAGAUCAAGGAAGGUCUUUAUAUGAUGGGUCUCAAAAACAAUAUGUUUUAUCUCUCGUGGUUUCUAACGUAUGCACUGCAGUUUGCUGUCUCUUCUGGAAUCAUCACUCUUUGCACAAUGGGAACCCUUUUUAAGUACAGUGACAAAUCCCUGGUGUUCGUGUACUUCUUCUGCUUUGGACUGAGCUCAAUAAUGCUAUCAUUUCUGAUUUCUACAUUCUUCACUCGAGCAAAAACUGCAGUAGCGGUUGGGACGCUUGCUUUUCUUGCAUCCUUCUUCCCUUAUUAUUCUGUGGAUGACGAGUCUGUUUCGAUGCUAUUCAAGGUAAUGGCUUCUCUUCUUUCACCCACAGCAUUUGCCUUGGGGUCCAUUAACUUUGCUGAUUAUGAACGUGCUCAUGUUGGACUCCGAUGGAGCAACAUCUGGCGGGAUUCUUCUGGCGUUUGCUUUCUGUUCUGUCUUUUGAUGAUGUUGCUUGACACUUUCUUAUACUGUGUGAUUGGUCUAUAUUUAGAUAAGGUCCUCCAUAAGGAAAAUGGGGUGCAUGAAACUUGGAGUUCUAUGUUUUUUAAGCCCUUUUGGAGGAAAAAGCAUUCAAGCGAACAGUUUUCUUCCAGUUCAGUUGGUAAAUUAAUUUAUGGCGACCUUGAGGAAAAUGCUCCUCUUCUUGAAAGAGCUGUAUAUAAACCAGCUGUAGAAGCAAUAAGCUUCGAAAUGAAGCAACAAGAACUCGAUGGACGAUGUAUUCAGAUUAGAAAUUUGCACAAGGUGUACACUUCUAAGAAGGCAAGGUGCUGCGCUGUCAAUUCCUUACAGCUGACACUCUAUGAAAAUCAAAUUCUCGCUCUUUUGGGACAUAAUGGAGCUGGUAAAAGCACAACAAUGUCCAUGCUUGUCGGUCUUGUUCGCCCUACCUCUGGAGAUGCACUAGUUUUUGGGAAGAACAUCUUGACUGACAUGGAUGAAAUUCGCCAAAGUUUGGGUGUUUGUCCGCAAUAUGAUAUUCUUUUUCCUGAGUUGACUGUGAAGGAGCAUUUAGAAAUAUUUGCUAAUAUAAAGGGAGUGAAUGAAGAUUGUUUGGAGAAUGUUGCAACUGAAAUGGCUGAAGAAGUGGGUUUGGCGGACAAACUAAAUACUUUUGUAAGGGCUCUUUCUGGAGGUAUGAGGAGGAAGUUAUCUCUAGGAAUUGCACUCAUAGGAAACAGCAAGGUUAUCAUCCUUGAUGAACCCACAAGUGGAAUGGAUCCAUACUCGAUGCGGUUGACAUGGCAGUUAAUCAAAAGAAUAAAAAAGGGAAGGAUAAUACUACUGACUACUCACUCCAUGGAUGAGGCAGAUGCUCUAGGAGAUCGGAUAGCUAUCAUGGCUAAUGGCUCUAUUAAAUGCUGUGGAAGUUCCUUUUUCUUAAAGCAGCAAUAUGGUGUUGGUUAUACUCUUACUCUCGUAAAGGCUACACCAAAUGCUUCAGCAGUAGCUGAUAUUGUUUACAGUCACAUCCCAUCCGCAACAUGCGUGAGCGAGGUUGGUAAUGAGAUUUCCUUCAAGCUCCCUAUUGCAUCCUCAUCAUCCUUUGAGAGCAUGUUUCGGGAAAUAGAGCGUUGCAUGCAAAGGUCAAAUCUUAACUUUGAGACUCCAGACUGUGGGGACAGUACAUUUCUUGGCAUCGAGAGUUAUGGUAUUUCUGUCACAACUCUGGAGGAGGUAUUCCUUAGAGUCGCUGGAGGUGAUUUUGAUGGAACUGACUAUGUUAUUGAGGAGAAGCCUCUAACCGCACCUAAUUUGGAUGUCAAUCAACAGAGCCAAAAUAAUGCUUCAGAAAGAAUCUUUUGCUCAAAAGUCUGUAAAAAUUAUAUUGAAGUUAUUGGUUUUAUAUUCUCCAUAAUGGGGAAAGCUAGUAGUUUAUUUUUGGUGACGACACUGCAUGUCAUAAAGUUCCUCAGUAUGCAGUGUUGUUGCGCUUGUAUACUUUCGAGGUCAACUUUCUGGAAACACUCAAAAGCUUUACUGAUAAAGAGAGCAGUCUCAGCUCGGCGAGAUCAAAAGACGAUUAUUUUUCAGCUGCUAAUUCCUGCCAUCUUCUUGCUGUUGGGUCUUCUUAUGAUCAAGCUAAAGCCACAUCCUGACCAGCAAUCAGUGACCUUUACAACUUCUCACUUUAAUCCUCUAUUAACUGGUGGAGGUGGUGGUGGACCAAUUCCUUUUGACUUAUCCUUAGAAAUUGCCAAAGAGGUUUCCGAGCAUGUACAUGGAGGCUGGAUUCAAAGAUUUAGACAAAGUACAUACAGAUUUCCUGAUCCAAGGAGGGCAUUGGAUGAUGCUAUCGAAGCUGCAGGGCCAUCUUUGGGUCCCAUUUUACUUUCAAUGAGUGAAUAUCUGAUGUCUAGCUAUAAUGAAUCCUAUCAGUCAAGAUAUGGAGCAGUAGUUAUGGAUGCACAAAGUGAAGACGGGAGCCUCGGUUAUACUGUUCUUCACAACAGUUCUUGUCAGCAUGCUGCUCCGACCUAUAUUAAUUUGAUAAACUCAGCGAUACUCAGGCUCGCGACUCUUAAUGAGAAUAUGACUAUUCAAACACGUAAUCACCCAUUGCCAAUGACAAAGAGUCAGCUCCAGCAACGCCAUGAUCUUGAUGCCUUUGAAGUUGCUAAUGUUGUUACUAUUGCUUUCUCAUUCAUUUCUGCUUCAUUUGAUGAAGAAACUAUCAAGGAACGUGAAGUAAAAGCCAAGCACCAGCAACUUAUAAGUGGGGUGUCUUUGCUCUCAUAUUGGGCUUCCACAUACCUUUGGGACUUCAUCAGCUUUCUAUUUCCUUCAUCUUUCGCGAUCUUCCUCUUUUGCGCAUUUGGGCUGGAUCAAUUCAUUGGAAGGGACUCUUUCUUCUCGACCGUCCUUAUGUUCAUGGGAUAUGGACUUUCCAUAGCAUCAUCGACUUAUUGCCUCACUUUUUUCUUUUCUGAACAUAGCAUGGCACAGAAUGUUGUCCUCUUGGUACAUUUUUUCACUGGUCUCGUUCUUAUGGUUAUAUCUUUUAUAAUGGGGCUUAUAGAGUCAACUGCACGAGCCAAUUCUCUUCUAAAGAAUUUCUUCAGAUUGUCGCCAGGGUUUUGCUUUGCUGAUGGAUUAGCUUCAUUAGCUCUUCUGCGACAGGGGAUGAAAAAGGGAUCUGGUGAUAGUGUUUUUGACUGGAACGUCACUGGUGCCUCUAUAUCUUAUUUGGGUGCAGAGGGCAUCAUUUACUUUGUCUUGACACUUGGACUUGAAGUCCUGCUUCAGCACAAGAUAAAUUUUGCAACAGCCUCGGACUUGUGGAAGAGUAUAAGAAAAAAAGUUUAUGCAGCAUCCAGUAGCUCUUUAGAACCUCUUCUUGAAUCAUCCUCAGAAGAAAAUUGUGAUUUUGAGGACAUUGAUGUAAAAGCAGAAAGAAAUAGGGUACUAUCAGGUGGAGUUCGUAAUGCAAUUAUUUACCUUCGUAAUCUUCGAAAGGUGUAUCCAGGAGCGAAGCAGCAUGGUUCCAAAAUUGCUGUUCAUUCACUGACUUUCUCAGUACAAGAAGGAGAGUGUUUUGGUUUUCUAGGAACCAAUGGAGCAGGAAAAACAACCACCCUAUCUAUGCUGUCUGGAGAAGAACGGCCCAGCGCUGGAACUGCAUUUAUUUUUGGUAGAGAUAUUAGAUCAGACCCGAAGGCUGCUCGUCACCAUAUUGGAUAUUGUCCUCAAUUUGAUGCUCUGCUUGAAUUCGUCACGGUCCGGGAACACCUUGAUCUCUACGCUAGAAUAAAAGGAGUGGAAGAGUAUCAGCUCGAACGUGUUGUCAUGGAAAAGUUAGUUGAGUUCGACUUGUUAAAACAUGCUGAUAAGCCAGCAUAUGCAUUAAGUGGGGGAAACAAACGUAAAUUAUCUGUUGCAAUUGCAAUGAUUGGGGAUCCUCCGGUCAUCAUUCUUGAUGAACCAUCUACUGGAAUGGAUCCCAUUGCGAAAAGAUUCAUGUGGGAAGUUAUAUCACGUUUAUCAACCAGACAAGGAAAGACUGCUGUUAUUCUAACAACCCACAGCAUGAAUGAAGCUCAAGCUCUCUGCACCAGGAUUGGUAUAAUGGUUGGAGGCAAGCUAAGAUGCAUUGGGAGUCCUCAGCAUCUGAAAAACAGAUUUGGCAAUCAUCUGGAACUUGAGGUUAAACCUACUGAAGUAAGCUCUUUCGACUUGAAUUCUACGUGCCAAGCAAUUCGGGAGACAUUCUUUGACCUUCCUUCUCAUACACGGAGUAUAUUCAGCGACCUCGAAGUUUGCAUAGGGGGUACUGAUGUGCUGGCAGCUGAUAAAGCAGCAGAGAUCAGCUUAUCAAAGGAGAUAAUUGUAGCAAUUGGACGAUGGUUCGGCAAUGCUGAAAGAGUGGAGAGUCUUGUAUCUGCAGCUAGCGAUUCUUGUGGGGUCUUUAGUGAACAGCUGUCCGAGCAGUUGCGUCGAGAUGGUGGUAUCCCACUGCCAGUAUUUUCAGAGUGGUGGUUAACCAAAGAAAAAUUUUCGGCAAUUGAUUCAUUCAUUCAAUCUUCCUUUCCUGGUGCUACUUAUCAAAGCUGUGAUGGAUUGAGCAUCAAAUAUCAGCUGCCGUAUGCUGAAGACCUCUCACUUGCUGAUGUUUUUGGACAUAUGGAAAGGAACAGAAAUGCACUCGGUAUAUCAGAGUAUAGCAUCAGCCAAUCGACACUAGAAACCAUUUUCAACCAUUUUGCAACUAACUCAUGAGGUAAAACCAUGACACUGUAUCUGGAGAAAGGUACUUCUAAAUUUUUAACUCCCCCUUGCAAACUAUGACAAUUUUGUGACCGUAAACAGUAGAGCUGUACAUAUGUUAAAAAUAUAUGUACGAUACAAGCAGUUUAAGUGAUGUCUCUCUUUGAGUUGAAUCCUUUAACUUAUAAUUUCUUUAUGUGAGUGAGUGAUUAUAACAA